GGCAUUUUUCAUUCAAGCUGACCUUUGAGUAGAUCUUUUAUACAUCUCCGCCGCUGGUGGUUGUAACGGACAGUCGGCCAUCCAGGUAGUCAAGCUGAUCGGGGCAGAGGUAUGUUGAGAUGUUUCCAAAACAGAAUGCGAAAAAUAUGGGAUUCCUCCGAAGCGAAUAUUUGAUUCGCAAAGUGCCGUUUUCUUGGACAGCAUUAUGCGUGAGCCUCACGGGCAGGGAGUUGAUGUCGUGCCGAAUUCGCUUAGCGGUGAUUUACUCCAUAAACUCUGGCAAUGCGUGGCAAAGCUAAGAAUCAUGGUUGAGAUUGGCAAGCGUGAUUUUGUAGGCCAUGGGCACCUCAGGAUACAUGAAUUUGCUAACAAUAGAUCGUUCUUCGGUCUGGAGCUUAUGUUGUUAGCGAGGGAGAGGCCGCAGAAGAUUCAGUGGUAGAGUAUGUUAUAACGAGUCUUGGAAAGGAAAGCUGGGCUUGCAGGAGCCUUCAUUCGCACCAAAGCUGCAGAAGGUGUAUGGGCUGUGGCCUUUUCUCUGCCUUUUGAGGCCUUCGAGGACAGUCAUAUUCGUGGAACAGGGAACCUGAUCAAUUCCAGGCAGAACGCGACCAAUCAUGCACAUAUAUUCUUCAUUUCCUCGAUGGGGACGGUGAGUCGUUGGGGUCACUGGUAUGAAGGAAGCAUCCCCGAAAGGCUGGUUCAUGAUAGCCACCUUCCGCUCGAGUACGUAUACGGUGAAUCGAAACGCGUCUUGCUAUUGCAUUCUGGAGGCAGCAUCUUCUCACUUGGGCCUCAGCUGUAGCUCCAAUCGAGCCUGUCAGCUGGGCGGUCCCAUGAAGAGUGAGGGCAUUUGGAACCCACAGGAGAUUGUCCCUGC
Messenger RNA from Aspergillus wentii DTO 134E9, 877 nucleotides. RefSeq lists its product as uncharacterized. The record is from RefSeq and is a predicted model, not a curated record. NCBI's taxonomy places the organism in Eukaryota, Fungi, Ascomycota, Eurotiomycetes, Eurotiales, Aspergillaceae. Bases 206 to 439 code for a protein of 77 amino acids. The transcript is spliced from 2 exons.